ACUCCUGAGCCAAACCUCCUUCUGUCACAUCCCCACAAGCUUCACCUUUUUUGAUUUUGAGAAAAAAGCCAGAAUGAAGAUUUUGGAUAAACUAGCAACAAGUCCUCACUUUGAAGGCGCGAAAUUUCUUAGCAUUCAGUGACUCACUCAAGUCACCUGACUCAGAAUGACGCACGUUCACUAUUAAGUGAUCUAAUCUGAGUCUCCUCACCUGUUUUGCGUUUUUACACCUCUCAAGUGCUGCGUGCGCGGCCCCGACGAGGCGUGCGCGUGAUGGGCUCCCUCAUUUGGACCCCGGCCACGCUACCUGCUUGGAAAACCACUUUUUUACUUUUAAACAUUUUCUCAGCCGUCGUGAGCAAAAGACACGCAGUGUACUGGAACUCCACUAACAGCAGGUUAACGGCAGGCGAACUGUCCAUCCAGGUGAACCUGAACGACUACCUGGACUUCUACUGCCCUUACUACCCCAGCAAGCAGACGCUGGGCCCCAAGCAGCCGGAGACGCUGGCCCUCUAUCUAACAGAGGAGGCCACCUUCCAAGGCUGCGUGGAGACGCCGGCCGCCAUCAAGCGGUGGGAAUGCAACACCCCCUUCGCCCCGUUCGGCUCGGUGCGCUUCUCGGAGAAGAUCCAAAGAUUCACCCCGUUCUCGCUGGGGUUUGAGUUUCUGCCAGGGCGCCACUACUAUUAUAGCUCUCUGCCUGCAGAUGAAGGCCCGCCGCUGCCGUGUAUGAAGCUGCGCGUCACCGUGUGCUGCGAGAUCGCAUCCAAGGGCUUCAAACAAACUCAAGCGACGUCACCUCUGAAUCGAGGUUGUCCAUCGAGGGCGCCUUCGCUUCACCUUCUCUUCAUCCUCCUCGCCGUCCUGCUGACCACCUGACCUCCUCGCACCUGUUCCCAGUGAGAUUUGGAACACUAAGCCGGUGACCCUUCGCCGUCCAUGCAAAGGGACCGCAGAAGACGUGUUUGUCAUUGCGCGCACACAAACAUUCAGGUGCAACACACACACACACACACACACACUCAGGGACUUACUGUACAUCCCCCCGACAAUCCUUCUCAUCACCUUCCAUUAAUUACUCGCAGGCCAAUUCAUUAGGUACACACGCACCACCUAAUGCAGUGUUCGUUGAGAUGACACUUAACAAAACUGUCCAAAAAAAUGGAUACACAGGCUAAUAUUAUUUCAUUGUUCUGAUUGUGGGUCAACAAAAAUACAUCAUUUGUAGUUGUGGAGUUGUUUAAUUUCUCGCUACACGGUACACUGGCAGCCACUAUAUGUCGCUGGCAUAGAUAGAUGAGUAAAAAGAUAUUAUUAUUAUAUAUUAUUUGGAGUAAAUAAAUGUUUUUUGGGACCAGUUAAAAGGGGUGUUUGCGGUUUUCUGCCUGCUAGCAUGAUUUGAACGUACGCCAAAAUAACGUGCACAAGACUGGCGAAAGAUGAACAAAAAGAUUUAUGUUUAGUGAAUUAAUUUCAAAACCAAUUAAGUAAUAUUAGAUUAUACAGUGCACAAUACACCACCAAUGUAGCUGUAUGAACAAAAAAAUUGAAAAAAAUACAUUUUUAGUAACGUUUUCAGACCAAUUAGGGAAAAUUACAAAAUCUAGGCACAUUUACGACAACAAUUUUUUGUUGACAUUGUCACUGAGGUGCGAUAAUAAUUCAGUUUAGUAUUGCGGUUGCAUUUUGCAUCAAAUAUGUUUGAUGCAAAACAGUGACAAAUGAAACAUUUAAUUGACUACAUGUUACAAUUUGAUACAGUGCCACUUUUUUAGUUUCAACUCUUAAAUGUGUUUUUUUUUUUUUUAUGAUAACUUCCUCGAUUUGAUUAAUAUAAAUGAGGACAAGGAAGUAAUGAAAAUAAUGAGGCAAGGCUGCUGCGCCCCCUACUGGGAUCCAACUGGUUUUACUGGAAUGCAACUGGGUUGGCCACCCACUGGAUUACAAAGGUGAUGUUUAAUGAUAAUAAUAAUGAUACUAAUAAUAGAUGGACCUUGGGCUGCUUUGUCCCGUUUGAUCGAGCAUCCUGCUGGGCUGCUUCUCUGGAUCACAGGACGAACGCACGCCAGGGGGAAUUGUGGGUAAACACGACACGGGGCUCGUCUUGCUCCACCGAAGCAGAUUAUAUGCACACAUGCUCCUUUUCUUUUUUUCUUUUCUUUUUUUUUUUUCUUUUUUAAACAAGCUCUGGACACAUUUUAGCUGAUGUUAUUAAGACCUGCCAAAAUACGCUUGAUGUGUGAGAACUGUCAUUUUCUGUUAUUUAAAUGUGGUGAAAGAGUUUCUUUACGCACAAUGUUUUAUAUUGUAGAUAAAUAUUUGUUUUUUUCCUGAUUAUUUUGGUGUACCAAUGUUUUGACGCAAUGGAGUUUUGCUAGCCCGAUUAAUUGGCCAUUUUAAUUCAUUAUUAAUCAGUUGAUUAUUUUUAAUUUUUGAUGAAAUUACUUUUUUUAACGUACUUUUUUGUGGGUUUGUUACCUGAAGUGCCAUGUUUUAAUUAUAAAUGUAAAAAUAUUUUUAUGGGGUUAACCAUACUGCAUAAAUUCUUCAAAUGAAAUGGAAAAAAAAAUACUUUUUUAAAAAUGUAUGUUUGGAAUGUUUGAUUGCCUUGAGCUUUCAUUUGUUUCGAAUGUUUAAACAACAUGGCGCUUAUAAAUUUUGUUCUUUCAAAACACUGUAAAUCACCAUUAAUGCAACUUUUGUUGUUAAUUUUUUUUGUAAUCAUUUGUGGUAUAGAAUUUUAUGUACAGUUUAGUUUUCUGUGUGUGUGUGUAAUGUUCCCUCCGUGUUCACAUUUUAGUGAAAAUUGUAGCUUCUUCUGUGAAGAGACAACUGCAAUCUGAGCCUAAUUUUCUUUUCUCUUUUCUACUAUUUGCAUCCAAUUGUGGCAACAAAAUAAAUGUGGGGAAACUCUGUAA
Syngnathus acus (greater pipefish) is the source of this 2921-nucleotide messenger RNA. Its product is annotated as ephrin-A4. The transcript has 5 exons. Gene Ontology annotation, cellular component: plasma membrane. The coding region runs from base 274 to 882 and encodes 202 amino acids. Gene Ontology annotation, biological process: ephrin receptor signaling pathway; axon guidance. NCBI's taxonomy places the organism in Eukaryota, Metazoa, Chordata, Actinopteri, Syngnathiformes, Syngnathidae. The record is from RefSeq and is a predicted model, not a curated record. Gene Ontology annotation, molecular function: ephrin receptor binding.